AUGGCAAGUAAUAAUGAUAAGUAUAAAGAACUUUCUGAAACAGCGUGCCGUGAAAUUGAAAAGGAUAGACAGAAUUCUGCUUUGGCUCGCUAUGAACGUGGCAUGCGAAAUAACUUCUUCUCUAAUACACAUAAAAAGAAUUUUGGGAUUGAUGCUGCAUUUUGUAUUUUCACGGAUAAAAGUCGUACAUUAUGCCCGGAUCAAUUUUCAAUUUUCCCGGAAUACUUCAAUAGGAUCAGAAUUCCCGAAAAUACUCGCCUCAAAGGCUUUUACACAUAUGAAGAUUUUGAUGACAUUGAUAAGAUCGAUGUCUUUAAAGUAGGGAAGGGAUCAGGUCUUUCUUGCGGAAAAUUGAUUCCUGAUAGGUGUGCUGUUUCCUUUGAUAUUACAAACAAAAGUAUCAAUUUCGCAAAAAAACAAGAUCCAGGCGAAAUCUCACAAGCUCCAUCAAGUACCGAUUUGUCAGACAAAGUUUUCAUUGGAUACAUGAAGUCACCGAUUUUCGAAAAUCGUCAAAAAUGUUACCCUACUGUGUGGUUUGACCGGCAAUUAAUUAUUAAAUUCGAAUUUGGAGGAUUUGAAUGUGGAGACUCGGGUUCAAGCAUUGUGGACGAAAGAGGAAAAGCUCUUGGCAUCCUUCAUGCAGUAUGGCUGACCAGCCCCGAUAAAUACGCUAUUGCUUCUCCUUACUUUGCAGUUUUUGAGGCAUUGGAUAUCGAAGAAUGUAAACUCGACUGA
Molecule: messenger RNA, 738 nt
Organism: Acaulospora morrowiae
Lineage: Eukaryota; Fungi; Glomeromycota; Glomeromycetes; Diversisporales; Acaulosporaceae
Source: the annotation of a GenBank genome assembly